GGCUCCGCCCACCUCCACGGGGCCCAGCCCCGCCGCCCCUCAACCCGCAGGUUCGCCAGCCCGCGGCGCCGCCGGGCAGCUCCUCCUCCUCUCCGCCCCGCCGGCCACGGGCGCGGAGGACUUCAGCGCUGCCAGCUUGGAAACAGCGGCGGGGCGCGGGAGGAGGAAGUAGCGCCCGGGACCGCUGGGCCACCACCGGCCGCCUCAGCCAUGGACACGUCCCUGGAGAAGGACGGCAGCGUGGUGUACCUGGCUGACUGCUCUACCAUGUGAAACGGAUUCUCAUUGUCCCAGUGUUAGGGCUUGUAAAUGGGAACCGGUUUGGGUUUCUUCAUGGAUUCCUGCUUUCGAUAGCAGACCCCACGUUAGCUGAAAUGGGAAAAAACUUGAAGGAGGCAAUGAAGAUGCUGGAGGACAGAGAAGAACAGAAGAGGAAAAUGGAAAGAAGCUCAUAUCCGGAGAUAUUCCAGGCCCACUCCAGGGCAGUGGACAAGAUAUGGUGAGCAUCCUCCAGUUAGUUCAGAAUCUGAUGCAUGGAGAUGAAGAUGAGGAGCCCCAGAGCCCCAGAAUCCAAAAUAUUGGAGAACAAGGUCAUAUGGCUUUGCUGGGACAUAGUCUGGGAGCUUAUAUUUCAACUCUGGACAAAGAGAAACUGAGAAAACUUACAACUAGGAUACUUUCAGAUACCACCUUGUGGCUAUGCAGAAUUUUCAGAUAUGAAAAUGGCUGUGCUUAUUUCCAUGAAGAGGAAAGAGAAGGACUUGCAAAGAUAUGUAGGCUUGCCAUUCAUUCUCGAUAUGAAGACUUCGUAGUGGAUGGCUUCAAUGUGUUAUAUAACAAGAAGCCUGUCAUAUAUCUUAGUGCUGCUGCUAGACCUGGCCUGGGCCAAUACCUUUGUAAUCAGCUCGGCUUGCCCUUCCCCUGCUUGUGCCGUGUACCCUGUAACACUAUGUUUGGAUCCCAGCAUCAGAUGGAUGUUGCCUUCCUGGAGAAAAUGAUUAAAGAUGACAUAGAGCGUGGAAGACUGCCCCUGUUGCUUGUCGCAAAUGCAGAUGCUAUCUUCAAAGCAAUUUUCCUACUGAUGAAAACUAAAAUAACCCAUAUGAGAAGAAUGUUAUUUGAUACUCUGCCACCCCCAAACAUAUUUUCUCUUCAAAACUGCAUGUAAAGUCAAGGGAAUCUUAAAAGUAUGUUUCCCAGAUAAAACAGUCAAAGAAAUGCCUUACCCUGUU
This is a messenger RNA of Rhinopithecus roxellana (golden snub-nosed monkey), 1232 nucleotides long. Its product is annotated as putative pyridoxal-dependent decarboxylase domain-containing protein 2. Gene Ontology annotation, cellular component: intracellular membrane-bounded organelle. The record is from RefSeq and is a predicted model, not a curated record. The transcript has 10 exons. Lineage: Eukaryota; Metazoa; Chordata; Mammalia; Primates; Cercopithecidae. The coding region runs from base 497 to 1168 and encodes 223 amino acids.